AACGGUUGACCGCGAGUGAAUUGCAAACAACUCGCCGAAGAUGUUGCCUCGGCUGGAAUCAAAAUGGCUGAUGCCGAAAGCUUCGUCGAUCGCGAUAUUUAUGGUCGUUCAGUUGCGGUGUUUACUUCGUGAGCGUUGCACGCGGAAUCAUGUUGGCCGCGCAAAAUACGCCGGUGAAUCGGCGCUCGUUCGAUCCGCGCCAAGUGAGCAUACAAAUGGCACGCGCGCCACAGCGCAACCUACGUCGCCCGGACGACCAUCAGAGCUCGUAUUCGUUUGUGGUGCAGACGCCACAUGGACCGACGAUGAGACUCCGGGUGAAUUUGAUUGCCGUUGAUCGUCAGACUCGGCAGCCGCGCGUAAGAGUUUUGCCGACUGAAGAUGUUCGGGAACAGCCGGCUGCUGGUGGCGAGAGUGCGAGGACCAGAGGUGCAAGGUCCAGUAAAAAGUCGACGUGCAAUCAUGCGCUUGAUAGGAAGUUUUGCUCCAAAUGUCACAUUCGACGUCGUCAUCUGAAUCGCUGGUGGUUACGACAGCAAUACCGGCAGCACUAAUUGAACGUCAUCGAACAGAAUCACCGUCAAGAUAUACAUAUUCACGUUCCUUCUACACUUUUAUCUUUACGAGAUUUAUUUAUUUAUUUUUAAUUGAUGAUAUAGUUUGCGAUUGGUUAAAUUUAUGUAGUCACCAUUCCGACUGUGUUUGUAAACAGUCGCGACGAUACAUACGUCAGCUUUCUAUAAUGUACACAUUUUACCUUAUGAACGAAUUCUCAUGCACAAUGAAAUGUCUGAUUGUAUUGAAUUUUUAUUAAAUAAAAUGUAUAAAACCACCGGUCGUUCUUUUACGU
Phymastichus coffea is the source of this 850-nucleotide messenger RNA. RefSeq lists its product as uncharacterized. The record is from RefSeq and is a predicted model, not a curated record. NCBI's taxonomy places the organism in Eukaryota, Metazoa, Arthropoda, Insecta, Hymenoptera, Eulophidae. The coding region runs from base 150 to 554 and encodes 134 amino acids. The transcript is spliced from 2 exons.